Messenger RNA from Neurospora tetraspora, 231 nucleotides. RefSeq lists its product as uncharacterized. The transcript is spliced from 3 exons. The record is from RefSeq and is a predicted model, not a curated record. NCBI's taxonomy places the organism in Eukaryota, Fungi, Ascomycota, Sordariomycetes, Sordariales, Sordariaceae. Bases 1 to 231 code for a protein of 76 amino acids.
AUGACCGACGAGCAAAACAGGAAGCUAUUGUGGGAGAAGCUUGCUAAAGGCGAGACAGACCAUAAUAAUAUCGAGCGAUUAAUCAACCUCAUCGAGCGCAACUACAUCUCCACUGACACUGGGCUGCGGCCCAUGGAGUUUGCCUACAAGGCGCAGUACUUCACCAUCGACGUUAUGACGGAGUUUAAGAGCAUUGCAGCCUCGCCUCCCUCGCCCAAAUGGCUCACAUGA